Molecule: messenger RNA, 3304 nt
Organism: Myotis brandtii (Brandt's bat)
Lineage: Eukaryota; Metazoa; Chordata; Mammalia; Chiroptera; Vespertilionidae
Product: sal-like protein 4
Exons: 2
Coding region: 20-3148 (1042 amino acids)
Biological process (GO): regulation of transcription by RNA polymerase II
Cellular component (GO): nucleus
Molecular function (GO): RNA polymerase II cis-regulatory region sequence-specific DNA binding; DNA-binding transcription factor activity, RNA polymerase II-specific
Source: RefSeq, a predicted model, not a curated record
GCGUCCUAAUACUUGCAUCAUGUCGAGGCGCAAGCAGGUGAAACCUCAACACAUCAACUUGGAGGAGGACCAGGGAGAGCAGCAGCCGCAGCAGCUGGCCCUGAAGUUUGCAGAUGCAGCCCCAGUGGUGUCUGCGGUGAGGGAGCCAGGUGCUCCAAUGAACAACCCGGGGACUGGCGAGGACAUGAAUGGGGACCGAGUGAAGGUAAAGAGACCUUGUUGGGAGCAGACUCAUAUCUGUGAGAUAUGCAGUGGAGUGUUCUUUAGCUUGUCUACAUUAUUAGAACAUAAGAAAAAUUGCACUAAAUCUCUACCUGUCUUCAUCAUGAACGAGAGUGAGGGCCUGGUGCCUUCAGAAGACUUCAGGGCUGUGGAGAGCUACGAACCACACAAUCCAAGCAGUAAGGAGAGUCCCAGGGAGCAUGGUGUCAGCUCAUGGGACAUGAAGGAGAAGCCAGGGGCAGAGUCUGUUCUGCAUUUAAAGAUGAAGACUGCUCUGCCACCCACAUCCCAGGACUCAAGCUAUUUACCCAAAGGCAAAGUGGCCAACACUAAUGUCACUCUUCAACCACUACGGGGCACCAAGGUGGCAGUGAAUCAGUGGAGCACGGAGGCGCUGCCCAUCCCCCUGCCUGGUGCCAACAGCAUCCCAUGGGUCCUGGAGCAGAUCCUGUGUCUGCAGCAGCAGCAGCUACAGCAGAUUCAGCUCACCAAGCAGAUCCGAGUCCAGGGGAGCAUGUGUGCCGCCCAUGCCCUCCACUCUGGUGCAGCGGGAGCUGACACCCUGAAGACCUUAGGCAGCCACGUCUCCCAGCAGGUCUCUGCAGCUGUGGCUUUACUCAGCCUCCCUGCCUGCUCCCCUGUCCAAGGUCUGUCUCUGGACCCCUUGAAACAAGCCAGCCUACCUCACACAAAUAUACCUCCCACCACCAGCUCUGUGCCCCCAGGGCUGGUAUCCAUUGCCCCAAGGCCAGAUGGGUCAAGGGUGCUUCCGAACCACCUCCCAGGUGCUGUGAUACCUCAGGCCCCAGGCUCUGUGCCCUUCCAGAGUCCUUUCUCCACUGUGGCAUUAGACCCAUCCACGAAUGGGAAAGGGAGGCCAUCCAAUGUGCCCCCAGUGGAUGUCAUACCCAAAGACAAGGCUGGCAUCCACAUGUACAAAUGUAAUUACUGUAGCAAGGUUUUUGGGACUGAUAACUCCUUACAGGUCCACCUCCGUUCCCAUUUUGGAGAGAGACCCUUCAUGUGCUCUGUCUGUGGCCAGUGGUUCACCACAGAGGACGACCUCAAGGCGCACUUUCAUCAACAUUUCCAGGUGGAAGCGAACCCCCAGCUGUUUGGCGAGUUCCACAACAAAAUGGCGACAGGCAUUGGUGUUCCCUAUGCACUCUCUGUACCUGUUCCUGAAGAUGAAUCAAGUUUUAACAAAUCUGUCCUGGUCUCAGGGACCCCCAGGUCCCAAGGGCUACCUCAGAAUCUCUCUUGUGGGACUAACCCCAAGGACCUAAUGGGUGGCUCACUGGCCAACUAUCCUCAGCCCUGGCCUCCAGAAAGUGAGGAUGGAUACAGAUUCUCUGGGGUAGGGCCAAACCAUAAUUACCCAAGGGUUGGUAGUUUCCAAGGGAGAGGGGCACCCGAGCCAGGGUCAGAGACUCUCAAGCAGCUGGUGGAGAACAAUGACAAGGCCACCACUAACCCCAAUGAAUGUCGCAUUUGCCACCGUGUCUUAAGCAGCCAAAGGUCUCUCAAAAUGCAUUACCGCACCCACACCAGGGAGAGUACAUACAAGUGUAAGACCUGUGACCGAAUCUUCUCCACCAAACACAACCUGAAUACACACUUAAAGACUCACCAAACCAACACAUCCACAAAGACGAAGCAUUCGUGUCCCAUCUGCCAGAAGAAGUUUAGCAAUGCAGUCACGUUGCAGCGACAUAUUUGGAUGCACAUGGGUGGUCAGAUUCCCAACACACUUGUUCUGGAAAAUCCUUGUGACUUUAGGGAUCCUGAGCCGAUGAAGAUCAGUGAGAACAACAGCACAAGUGCCAUAUGUCACAAUGAUGUUGAAAGCACUGAUGUAGACAGAGUUGGCUCUCAGGAUGCCCCUAGCAGCUCAUCGAAGAUCCCCAUGCCUCUUCUGAGCACCCACUCGACAUCACCUAUGCCAGGUUUAACCAUCACAGCUCCCCUGGUUGUGGGUCCUGCUGCUGUGCAGCAGAGCAGCAGAGGAAAAGGUUUGGUGGAGAGUGGUGGCUUGACUAACUUGUCCUCAGUGAUAGGAGACCAGAAGUAUCAGAGCCGAAGUCCAGACUUUCUGGAAGUCACAUCCUUUCAGGCCAUCACCCCAGCCAAUGGCAAAGCAGAAAGAAACAAGUCCAAAUUUCCUGAUGUUGGUGGCAAAGCAGAGAGCUCAGAGAACAGCCACACUGAUAUGGAAGGUUGGAGCAGUCUCCCAUCAACAGUUGCCAAGGCCCAGCCAACAUAUGUCAAAGAUGAAGUUCCUGGUGCAUUUGGACCCACAACCAUAUACCCAGGCAUGGCAUCUUCGUUAGCAGCUCAGCCAUGCCAACAAGACAAGCAACAUGGCCACACACAGUUCAGGAAGAACUCAUUGGCCAGUGCUGUUCAAAUUCAUGAGUGGACUCACACUGGGGAGAAGAAGCUUUUCAUGUGCAACAUAUGUAGGCAAGCUUUCACCACCAAAGACAACUUGCAAGCCCACUAUAUGACGCAUGGGGCUAACAAUAGCUCUGCACACUGUGGGAGGAAGCAGGGUAUUGAGAACACCACGGUUCUGUUAGGAACCGAUGGAAAGAGGCUCCCUGAAAUGUUUCCCCAGGAAACCAUGGUCCCUUCAGUGAAUGUGGACCCUGUUGUGUGCAACCAGUACACCACCAUGCUCAGUGGUGGUCUGGCCAAUAAUACCAACAAUAGCUCAAUGAUCCAGAGUGUAGAUCUCUCUACUCUCCUAGCUUCCCAGGGGGCAAGCUCUGCUGUGGAUAACACCACUGUCUCCAAGAUAGAUGGCUCUCAGUCAGCUGUUAGUGCUGGUGUGGAAAAACCAGGUGCUGCUGACAGCAUUCCCAAACACCAGUCCCCUCACUUACUGGAAGCUAAGCUACAGGAGAACCCACCUGGAGAAAUGUAGAGUGACCAUUCUUGAACUGGACUUUCUUCUUCUUUUUUGUUAUAACCCAUCUCCUCCUGUUUGUUUGUUUUUACUGAUGUGCAAACGAUGUUUACAGUUGUGACCACCAACUCAAGCAAGUCCUACAAUCACAAUGUUGCUAUGCUGCUUUGCGAA